This is a messenger RNA of Diprion similis, 1119 nucleotides long. Its product is annotated as lipase member H-like. The record is from RefSeq and is a predicted model, not a curated record. Gene Ontology annotation, molecular function: lipase activity. Bases 54 to 1019 code for a protein of 321 amino acids. Lineage: Eukaryota; Metazoa; Arthropoda; Insecta; Hymenoptera; Diprionidae. The transcript has 6 exons.
UGCGCAGCUGUCUUAACAGGUAAUUUGCGCUCCUAAUUUUGUCUCAGAAGUCAAUGAUGCUCGUCGAUUUGUUGUGUUUGCUGUUUGGUUGCUCGACUGUUUUGGGUACCAGUGAUUUGUUCUACCGGUGCUAUGAAAAAACAAUUACCGAGUACAGUGACAUAGAAUCAGGGAAUGCGACGAAGCUGAUAAAUCUGUUCAACUACGAGUCGCUUCCCGUAACGUUUUACAUUCACGGUUGGCGGGAGAGUUGUACCAACGAGAGCUCAUUGACGAUCGUGUCAGCUCUAUUAUCACUCAAUACUGGUGGACAUAUUUGCUGCUUUGACUGGAGCACAAUUUCUAAGCACGAUUACGUGUCAGCUGCGAUCAAAGUUCCGGAAGUCGGAAACGUUUUGGGCAGAGAUAUGGCAAGCAUUUCGGAUAUGGGUUUAGCGAUAGACAAGCGCUGGUUUAUCGGUUUUUCGAUGGGAGCUCAUGUCGCUGGAUGUGCGGGGCAAUAUCUAAUUGAAACAAAUCACGACCGUCCCACACGAAUUACUGGCUUGGAUCCGGCUCUUCCACUCUUCUAUCCGCCAUUCAGCGUCGAGAAUUCCUGUCGUUUGAAUUCUUCCCAAUCUCACUUGGUAGACGUCAUACAUACGGAUGGUGGAGUUUACGGCGUUUCUGAUCCAAUUGGAACCUGUGAUUUCUUCCCCAAUUCGGGAGUUCGUUACCAAAAAAACUGUCCCUGGCUGCCAAAUCCGUUUGAUAUUAGUGGAAUACUCCCAACAUAUCGAUGCAGCCAUGACAGAUCUUGGAUGUAUAUGGUAGAGGCGAUAAGAAAUAAGAGCUCGCAUUUAGCGGUACAGUGCAACAAUGCUGAAGAUUUUUACAACGAAUCUUGUAGUGGGAACUUAAUAGUUGCGCUGGGUUCUUACCUCCACGUCAAAUCGUGCUCUGGAACGUAUUACUAUGAGACAAACGGGGAGCCUUUCUAUGGCAGAGGUGAAGAGGGCACGUAUCCCAACAGCCCUUAGUUUUAGUUCGUCACAACGUGGAGAAGACAAUUAGACAGAAAGUGCAAUUCAAACCUCUAAUAUCCUACGUGAACCAAAGAGAAAUGACGAUGGAGACGGU